AUGAAUCCCACCAUCUGGAAGGAGUUCGACACGUCAUGCGAGACGGUGCAUCGCAUUGUCGAUGAGAUUGUUGCCGAGUUCUUAUUGUCCCUGGAUCACAAGGCGCUUCAUGAAUCAGGCGAAGAGAGAUACGAAAAGCAGGAUCGAAACGAUGACGACCCAGAGCCCAACAAUUGCAAGAAGUACGUCUUUCUUGAGGAGUUGGCGAAGGAGACUCGCAAUCUGAUCGAGCUGCGCGACGAGACUCUCAACGUGCUCGUAGCGGGUCGGGACGGCCUCGCUAUUAAGCAUCGCCCUUUUCGUUCUGGAUCAACGGCCCGGUAUCUGGGACAGCGUGCGGAUGGAGGUCAUCAAGACGUUUACGCCUCUGGCCUCCAGUUCCGCGAAACUCCCGCAAGGCGAACACAAACACGAAUCUGCCAUGAGGCGGCAGCCCAGACGGGCAGUCCCCAGUGUUCACCCGAGCUGGCCAGUCUGUCAACUACCAUGUGUACUCCAUGCAUCGACUCACAUCCAUCUUUGGCGAAGACGGCCACGUCUUCCGUCCGGACCUCUGAGACGAUCCAAGCCUUCGGCCCGGAUGGGGCUACAUCCCGAAAGUUGCAAUUUAUUCAGCCUCCAUAUCACCCCCUCAUUGGGGCCAAAUUCCGCGUCCUCGAGACGACUCAGGAAAACUUCAAGUAUGCCGAAGCGGCGCUCAACAAAUCAGCCAUGGACGCUGGUUACAGACUCUGUAUCUUCCGGAAAUAUCCCAAUAGCACCGAUCCGAGCCGGGUCACUUUUUGCUGCAGCAAGGGCGGCGCAUACAAGCCUUCCAGAGGACGUGAGGUAAACGAGGACGACCCUCCCAAGAAGAAGAGGAAGACAUCCACCAAAAAGACCAGCUGCCCCUUCCAGAUCGCUCUCAGGAGAGUAUGUACUGCUUGGGUUGUCGAGGGCAUCAGAGGUCAUGAGGCGCACAACCAUCCAAUGGUUGAUGCCUCGGCUAUCCCGGAGUAUAGGACGGCAAUUGUCAAGAGCAGGGAGGAGCAGAUUAUCAGGUUUGGGAACGAGAAGAGGCCACCAAGAGAGAUUUUGGAAUUCUUGAGGGAUGAGGAUGAGGCUUUCAAGAAGGUCAAUGCUCAAGACAUCUCAAACUUUCUUGCCGCCUACCGCCGCCAGGCAAAUGCUACGGAUGAGGAUACUAGAGACAAGGAUUCCGGGGAUGGGGCGAGGGAUGGGAAUGCAAGGGAUGAGGGUGCAAGGAAUCAGGACAUGAGGGAUGAGGAGACUCAGGAGAACAAAGAGGUGGCAGACCCUCCAAAGGAGGGGGCUUAA
Messenger RNA from Scedosporium apiospermum, 1317 nucleotides. RefSeq lists its product as uncharacterized. The transcript is spliced from 3 exons. Bases 1 to 1317 code for a protein of 438 amino acids. The record is from RefSeq and is a predicted model, not a curated record. Lineage: Eukaryota; Fungi; Ascomycota; Sordariomycetes; Microascales; Microascaceae.